Pundamilia nyererei is the source of this 946-nucleotide messenger RNA. RefSeq names its product cathepsin Z (gene ctsz). Lineage: Eukaryota; Metazoa; Chordata; Actinopteri; Cichliformes; Cichlidae. The record is from RefSeq and is a predicted model, not a curated record. The coding region runs from base 1 to 303 and encodes 100 amino acids. Gene Ontology annotation, molecular function: cysteine-type peptidase activity. Gene Ontology annotation, biological process: proteolysis. The transcript is spliced from 3 exons.
AUGGGGAACAUACUCUGCGGGAUUAUGGCCACAGAUAAGCUGGAUGCGUACACUGGAGGUCUCUACUCUGAGUACCAGGAGGAGGCCUCCAUCAACCACAUCGUGUCAGUGGCAGGAUGGGGAGUGGAAGACGAUGUCGAAUACUGGAUCGUACGCAACUCCUGGGGAGAGCCAUGGGGUGAAAAGGGCUGGCUCAGGAUCGUGACCAGUGCCUACAAGGGAGGAAGUGGCAGUAAGUACAACCUGGCAGUAGAGGAGGACUGCAUGUACGGAGACCCAAUCGUACCCAAGGACUACCUCUAGAGGAGCCCAGUGUCAGAUUGUCGGCAGACACUCCGAUGCCUUCCAAAGAAAAGCUUUUUGUGUUUUAAUGUUAAGAAGGGAAUAAGUUCAGGUUUGUCUUUUUUAAACCUAAAUCAUUAUCAGGGUCUUCCAGCUGAAUAUCAAACUGUUUAUGCCGAUUCAAACUGUCUGAUUACCACAGAGAGGUGUGCAGGCUGUUUUACAGAUUUAAACUUUUAAAGGGUUUUAUCAGAAAGAAGAAUGACGCAAGUUUUUGUUCUGCAGAAAAAUUCAGGCCAUGCAACAGUCACCACAGUAAAUAAAGAGGGUUUUUUGUAACCUACAGUAUUGAGACAGCAUAGGAAAGCUUUUAGUUUUAAUUUGUAAAUUCACAGUGAUUCAGCCAAAGAACACAACUAUCACACUUUCUGCUGCACUGCUCUGAUGCCGAAUGUUUGCAGUGUGUGGCAUUACUGCUACUGACAAUGUUGCACUACACAGGGAAGAAUGCAAACACUGAAAUAAACAUACUUUGUGUGCCUUUGUGUGCAGUUUGAGUCAAAUAUAGAUUCUUGUAAUUUGUUUUAUGAUGAACACUUUGUACCCAAAAUAUUUCAUUGUGACAGUUUGUUUUUAAACUGUACCAAUAAACACUUCAUCUGUC